AUGUACUUCAAGCCAGAGUUGGGGUCCUGGGAUAGACUGCACGAUGCGGCCAUCAGAUACCCCGAAACCACCUUCACCGUCGUCAUCAACCCAGAAAAUGGGCCAGGAAGCACCGUAUGGCCGACCGCAGAGUACAUCGACGCCAUCGAGUCGUUGAGCAAAUAUGAAAACAUACGUAUACUAGGCUACAUCGACACCGAUGGCGGGAAAAGAGAUAACGCGACUAUACGUCAAGAGAUCGCGGUCACGCCUUUGGGCUGGAAAGGACACGAGGUACAUUCAUCCAUCACUCCAACCCACACAUUUAUCAGCCAUGUCGCAAAAUUCCAAGUCUUCGAUCCUUCUUCCGUUGUAUAUCUAUCCGAAUCUAGGCGCAUGGGAGCCUCUGUACACAGCGUAACGAAUUUCCCCAUUCCCUUGCCACCUUCGCUUAUUGACAUCUGCAGCAUCGCUAAACACCCGGAUGUCCAAUUCCUUGUCAUCCUCAAUCCGAACAGCGGACCGGGUGCCGCCCCAUGGUGGCCGAAUGCAGACUACAUCCGGGAGAUACCGCGGCUAAAUGCGCUGCCCAACGUAAAAACUUUGGGUUAUAUUUGCGCGACAUAUUGCAAGCGUUCCCUGAAAGCUGCUCUCGAUGACAUCGAGAUAUAUGGAGCGCGGGGCCGAAAUGAUGUGUGCCAGGGUGUUGACGGUGUGUUUGUGGAUGAGACUGUGAAUCUGUAUUCGCACGAAGCGAAGAAUUGGCUCGAUUCCGUCGAUCGCAAGGUCGCGCAUAGCUUGAAUCAUAUCAAAAGCCCGAUCGUCAUUCACAAUCCUGGCACGGCAUGCCAGAAGGAGAAGUCAAGAGCCUGA
Pyrenophora tritici-repentis Pt-1C-BFP is the source of this 852-nucleotide messenger RNA. The record is from RefSeq and is a predicted model, not a curated record. NCBI's taxonomy places the organism in Eukaryota, Fungi, Ascomycota, Dothideomycetes, Pleosporales, Pleosporaceae.